AUGAAUAUCAGACCCACAGAAGAAGAGAUUAAACGAUAUUAUGGUGUAAAUACCUUACAUCUAACCAACAAGGAUCAAUUGAAUUAUAAUCCACUUGCUGAUCUUGAUCCUGAUGAAGUUACUAGCACCUGGAGUGAACAAUCCACCACUAGUAGAAGCUUUGAUUUACAAGAUCCAUUAAAGGGACCCAAUAGUAAUAUUGUUAGUGAAUUACUUGAUAAACACAUUAUCUCCAGUAAGAAUGACCCUUUGGUAUACAACUACUUAAUUAGUAGUCAAACGUUCAAUAGUCAAAAGUAUCUUACAACUAUCCACAAAGAUACUCCCAUAGAAGAAUUAACACAUGCGUUGGCUCUUCUUGAAACUGAUAUUCAUUCACAUACAUCCGAAUUAAAACGGGCUAUUGAUGAUAACUUUUUAAAAGUAAUCAAUUCAAAGAAGUCGAUUGAUGAUGUUUUGGUUGAAUUUAAACAACAAAAAUCAAAAGCCCAAGCGGAUAAGGAAUCAUCCAAAGUAUUUAAUCCAACUAAGCAACGUCUUGAUGUACAACAGGACUUGUGUUCUGAAUUGGAUCUGGCUAUAAAUAAUAUGAAUACAACAACUUCAUUAAUGAUUAGACCAAUAUCUGAACUAAAGGCUAAAGAAGUUAAGUUAAUGAAGAUGAUUGAAAUCGUUAAAGAAAAUCUGUUUUUCUUUGAUUUACCGAGUGUUUUAAUUGAAGCCUUAUCUCUAAAUGACAAUGAAAAGUUUCUUACAAAUUACAACAAGUUUUUGGUAGAGAAGAACAAGUUUUAUACCAAUCUUCAAAAGGAAAGAGAAGACAAACUUAACCAAGCAAAGACUUCAGAAGCUGUCAAGGAAAUUGAUGCAGAUAUUCUGUUGAAACAUUCUACUGUUAGUAAGGUCUUCAGCCCAAUUGAUUCAAUCACUUUGCAAUAUCGUCAAAAAUUAAUCAAGGAAUUGUUGUCGUUGGACACUGAUAUUGUCUCUAGAACAAAUACUGAUGAAAGGAAUAAAAUCAUCAGUAUAAUUGACAAUUUGAUGAAAUUAAAUGAAUUGGAUACAAGUGCUUCUCAUCCAAUUGCAGAUUUUAUAUCCAACCAACUUAAUAUGAUUAAUAAAGAUUUUGAAUAUCAUAUUAAUAAAUUUGAUAACAAGUUCUUAUUACAUCAAGAGAAAUUACUUGAUUAUAUAAGCGGAUUAAAACAAGACAGACAAAUUGGUUCCCAUAUAAAUUACAUUGCCGAAAAAUACAAUCAUAUUAUACCUAAUGAGGAAAUAUUUGAUAGUUCUGAUUCGUUAGAUUAUUCUUUAAUUAAUGAAACUUGGUUAGUGUUAUUGAAUUUCAUGGAAUAUUUGGAUACCACAUUGAUCAAUACUUUACAAAAGAUUUUGAAUAAUUAUCUACAUUAUAAUACCAUUGACUCCGAUGGUAAGAUAAGAGACGCCUAUGUCGAAGUGAUUAAUCAAGUUGUAUUAUUGUUGGUUACUUUAUUUGAUAGUGUCAAGGAAGAAACAACAGAAGCUAAUACUGCUAUUGAAUUAUCACCAAGAGUAUAUAAGCAAUUUGUUCCAUAUUAUGCGAACUCACUUUCCACGGUCUAUUACUUAACAAAAGCUAACUUGAAAGUCAAUAGAUUACUUACUAAGUUUGGUGAAUUUAUUGGUAAAAUUGGGAAUGCAAGUAAAUAUCCUGACACUAACAAGGUUAUAAAAAGUUUAAAAACAUCAUCAACAAAUAUAAACCAAAAGAUAAUUGAAGCUAUAUGUUCAGUUUGGAUAAAUGAUGUUACCCAAUUUUAUGAUAUUGAAGAUUGGAAAUGCGAAAAGGGAGAACAAAGUACCACUACCAACCUUGUCAAUAUUAUUCAAUACUACCAAACUUACAUGGUCAGCCAAAUUUCAAAUUUAAUUUUUGCUAAAGAAAAGUCUGAAUUCCAGAUAGUAAGUGUUUAUCCAGGUAAAAGAAUCCUUGUUAGUAUUGAAAUUCAGUUCAUGAGAAGUUUAACAAUUUUAGUUGAUUCAAUAAUGAAGAAAUAUCACAUAGAGAGAACUAUAUCUACAGUUGACACAUUUAAAAUAUUAACAAUGAAUAAUUUGGAUAAAUUAUCAAGAGAAAUUUAUCCGAAAUUAUUACGCAGAUUUGAUGAAUUGUUCGACAAGGAUUUACUGAAACAAAAUUUGAAAUUGUUUGUCGAUAUCGACAAGGCGAAUCUUACAAUUAUUGAAGAUAUUUUGAAUAAUGAAAAAUUAUACAUUAGUUCAAGGGUCAAUCUUUUCUUUAAGAGUUCUAAGCAAGCCAAGAAAUUAAAAGUUGAUGGAUUUAUUUACGAAAUUUUAAUUCAUUUUGUUAAAUUGAUAAAUAAAUUAAAACCUUUGACUGUGGUUGAAAUAUUUAUUGAUAUAAUUAAUGAAUUACAGUUAAACUUGUUAAAGAAUAUCUUGGAUAAUAUAAGAAAUUUUGAAGUUAGUUCCUUGGGUUUGGUUAAUUUAAAGUUGGAUGUGAAUUUUGUGUUGCAAGUUUUUGAAAAAUCGAAAUUGUUAAGGUUUAAUGAAUCAACCUAUAAAUUGGUACAAAUUUUAUUGAAUACUAUUGAAGAAAAAUACCAAGAAGGCCAUGCAUUGUAUCAGUAUUCAAAACAAGAAUUUGAUCAAGUUUUGAAGCAAAAUUUACAAGAUUCAAGUAACCAAUUUGGUUGUUUUUAGAUAGUACUAUUGCGAGUUAGAUAUUGUUACCUAGAGGCUAACCUAUCCCUUUUAUGAAUAAUGCUGCUUCAUUAGAGAAUUUAAAAUUAGGUGGAGUAUAUAAAAUACCAAAUAUAUACUGAACUAUUCAGUUGGAAAAUUGCUAUUCAAACGGCACGAUCAAUUCCUACUGUAGACCUGUCCGAUACAAUUAUAGGGAUAUGCUAGGAUUUUUUUUAAAAAAAAUAAAUUAUGAUAUAUUUACAUCUAUAUAAUCUACAAAGUUGUUC
This is a messenger RNA of Spathaspora passalidarum NRRL Y-27907, 2975 nucleotides long. It is a transcript of the gene SEC5, whose product is annotated as exocyst subunit. The transcript has 2 exons. Gene Ontology annotation, biological process: Golgi to plasma membrane transport; exocytosis. The coding region runs from base 1 to 2706 and encodes 901 amino acids. Gene Ontology annotation, cellular component: exocyst. The record is from RefSeq and is a predicted model, not a curated record. Lineage: Eukaryota; Fungi; Ascomycota; Pichiomycetes; Serinales; Debaryomycetaceae.